Molecule: messenger RNA, 10670 nt
Organism: Spirometra erinaceieuropaei
Lineage: Eukaryota; Metazoa; Platyhelminthes; Cestoda; Diphyllobothriidea; Diphyllobothriidae
Source: the annotation of a GenBank genome assembly
AUGCCCCGCAGAGCACGUGCUAAAAGGCGAAAGCUUGUGGCCUCCCCACCGUCUCUGGGUGCUAAAAUCGUGAAUGAAGACAUUGCAGGUGCCAGCGUAUGUUCUUCGUCGUCUGCAGAUCUGAUUAACUCACAAAUCCCCUUAGUACAUGUAUAACGUCUUGACACUUCAGUCGUCCAAAAAUACGCCUCUGCUAGUCGUAGCAGGUCAUCAGCCGGUGAAAUAUUCGAUCGGUUGAUUUAUGGCGAAAUAAACAGCACUUCUGAACAAGUAAUUGAACAAGCAUUUAAACUUAUUGGGGUAAUCAGUUCGGAAACUGAGGAUAGAAUUAAACGCAAGCAUAAUUUCGUACUGCGAAACAUUCCGAGCCACUUAUCUGCUGUGGAGGAAGCGUAUUUGUUCCUACAAAGUUGUGGUUUGAGUUUCAGUGUCGCACAAGCCAAGCGACUUCGCUCGCUUAGCCGUAAUGCACCGAUAUUAGUUACCCUGUUUUCCAUGAUAGAAGUCGAUUUUAUCUUGUCGAGUAGGGAGAUAGCUAGAGAAUUCUGACGUAAAUGACGCUGCUCCGUUUUGCCAGACCUCACACCCCUGCAGCGAAGACUGAAUAAAUUAAAAUCGGCAAAAACCAACACCAAGAUAAUGACACCUACUUUCAGUCUGAAUAGGUCUGUAGCAGCCGCUCCAGCCCCCCUUUUCUCCGGCUCCGUUUUGUCGGUCGAUGGCCGUGACAAGCACUGACAGGCCGCUAACGCACGACCACCCCCGCCGGCUAGAACUGGGACACCUCCUGUCCAGCUGCAGUGACUCCCGGCUGCACUCAAAAACUAGUAUCGCCUAACGCGCGUCGAACGCUUUGGCUUGAUUCCCGUGAGGCCUUGUGAGUAUGCGCCCUCCACUCGUCCUCUAAUUUGUCCAAUCACACGACCACCACUCAGUCACCCCCUCCUGCUGACCUAGACACUCACACCCGCGUAAACAACACACACACCGCGACUGACGCUCUCCGUGAACGGACGCUUUUCUCUGUUGCAAGCAAACCGCCAACUUACGGCAACCUGCCCUGUGUACAGAAUAAACUAGUCCUCACAGCUCCCUGACUUCUGACAGUAGACGAAACGAACUUAUUGUGCGUGGUUUAAGUCGAUCACUCAUCCUUGACCGCCACAGGUCCUCCAAAACACCAUCUGCGGCAUCUGCACAUCACGGUAUAGUCAAUUUCGUAGGGAAUUCGACUACUUUUAAUGCUGAGCUCAUUAAACACACCAUCACGCCUGGUAUAAACACGCCUAUAUCGACUUUCCCAGAAACCCCCAGUAAGUCUAAGCAUGUGUCUAAGUCAAAGGCAAAUCCAAUUGCUGUUUCAUCCACUGGGACACCCGAUAAAUCGAGCACCAUAAUAAAAUCUUUUCCUCCACAAUCGGCUAACAGUGCCACAAAUACCCCGACUCAAAACGUAGCGUGUUCCAAACUGUCCCGCAGCCCUCAUAUCGAGGCAGUUAGGCCGAAUAUGCCGAUUUUUCCGCCGUUUAAUAAAACCCUUGCUCCAAUGGAAACAAUGCGUCCCCCACCCCCUAACUUGUUUCCUCCACAGCCGUUCUACCAAUGUAUUCCUCAUGCUAAUGUCUGUACUGGAUCAGUUAACUCGUCCAAUCCUCAGUUUCGUUCCGGCGGGAAUGUAUUGCGGUAUCUGCCCCGCGGAUUUUCAUCUGAAAGUAAGUUAGCUUACAAUGGUUACCAGUUCAUCUGCCCGUCAAUCUUUCCCCCAAAUACUACCCCUUUUUAUCCACGUCAUAAAUUCUCGAUGCCACAAAAUUUUUUUCAGAACCGGAAGUUUGCAUCCGGACCGUUUGCUCCGUGGGCAACCCAGCGCUGGACGAUGUAGCCCACCUACCUCAGAAAAUAACAGCCUUUCCCUUCAAACUUUUUGUUUUAAAUGCCAGAUCCUUGCUUAAUAAGAUGCCUUUGCUUCAGACUCUGGUGUUCGCCCAUUGUCCAGAUAUUGUUUUAGUAACUGAGACGUGGGCAUCAGCCUCAGUAGCUGACUCCGAACUCUCGCAUCUAUGCUAUUAUUGCAUUCGGAAUGACCGCCAAGAUAGCCGUGGUGGGGGAAGCUGCGUCUACGUUAAGCAAACACUUACAUUUUUGCCGCUUGACCUCCCGCAUUUUUCCGCAGUAGAAGGCAGCUGCUGGAUCCAGGUUACUCUAAAAAAUAAGUUCUCUUUACUCGUUUGCUGUGUCUUUCGCCCUCACAACGCCAACGAAAAUUUCGACCGUUUACUCUCACAGGAAUUUCAUGCUGCGGCCGACUCAAGCUUUAAGUAUAAAUUAGUUGCGGGUGACUUUUAUCUCCCCGAAGUCCGCUGGUCUCCGCCUUCAGGCCCCAGAAGGUUCGAAGACAUACUUGAGGCUGUGGAUGUCGGGAUGUAAACUCAGGUUGCCGAUUUUCCCACCCGAGGAUCAAGCAUACUUGACCUUAUUUUUUAUAGAGGCUGCACGCCAUCGUCAGUGUCAUCCCUAGGCCCACUCGGGGGCCCAGACCAUGACAUAGUUGUUUCAACGUUGGAAUUCGAGGCUGACAAAACGUCUUCCCCAAAACAUAACUUUAUCCGCGAUUUCCGAUCAACUCGCUCAACCGAAUUAUUAACACUCCUUAAUUCCUACGACUGGACUGAUUUUUUCCUUAGUUCGGAUGUAAUUGUUUGCGCUGCAAAACUUUACGAAAUUUUGGAUCCGCUUAUCUCUCGUUGUGUUCCCCGUAAGAAAAUUAUUAAUGUUGGGGAUGAGGUUUUCUUUCCCUUACCCUUUCGUCGCAGAUUGCGCAGGCUUUAUCGUCGAUUCCAUCUUCAGAACGACGUUUCUGUCCUGCCCUUGAUUUGUGAUAUUUUUGAGCGGGCUAAGAGAUUGUCUGAAGAAAAACAGUUAGCCGAUGAGGUUCAGUUUACCGAAACCCAUUCGGUAAAUGUCUCGAAACUUUUCUCUAUAAAAAUACGAACUCACCAAAAGACGCAGCUUCCCAUCCUCCGAGACGCUCUCGGAAAUCUCAUAGUUGUAGCCCAGUUAACCGCUGAUAGCUUCAAUGAUUUCCUAUCCAAAACGUUUAUUGAAGACUCGACCACUCCGCUUCAGACCAUCCAGUCAUUGACUAGGGCAGUCCUAGCAACUAUAAAUUUCCCUCUGUGGGAUGUGACUAUUUCGAUUCGGCGUUUUCGUCAAUCUUAUAGUCCAGGCCCUGAUGGUGUCCCAGUAAGCAUUUUAAAAUCCGAUGCAAAUACGAUUUUCCCAUCCCUCUUAUGCAAGAUAUUUAAUCUCGCUCUUGAAAUUGAAACUUAUCCUACAUUGUGGAAGGAAUCGCACAUUUCGCCCAUUCUUAAGCACGGCAAAUCCACGUCAUUUGAUGACUUCCGGCGAAUUAACACCCCCCGCAGUUUCGAAGAUCUUCGAGACAUUGGUGAAAGAUAAGAUGAUGUGUCACUUAACAGUGAAUAACUUACUGAGUGCUGCUCAGCAUGGAUUCCCCAAAGCUCGAUCUUUUGAAAUCUGUCAACUCUCUUUCUUCGACUUUAUUCUCCAGUCUAGGAACAAUGGUUCUGCACUUUACACAGUAUAUUUCGAUUUCACUAAGGCUUUUCAUCGUGUUGAUCAUGCUCUUCUGCUCUUGAAACUGUCCUCUUUCGGAAUAGGUGGCAAACUUUUGGAUUUUAUAUCCUCUUACCUGGGCAAUCGUACACAACGAGUUAAGAUUUCCAUUACUAUCUCCAGCCGUGCACGUGUGAGGAGUGGAGUCAUUCAGGGUAGUGUACUCGGCCCACUUAUAUUUAGCCUUUUCGUUAAUGAUGUACCCGAUUUAUUUCAGAAUGGUAAGCCUUUUAUGUAUGCUGAUGAUCUUAAAGUUGCAUAUCGAUAUAAGCCGGCAGAUCACGACAUCGUGCUCGAGCUCCUAAACAACGAUCUACAGACUUUUGCCCAGUUGUGCCGCACAUGGCGCCUUUCUCUCUCUUGGCAUAAGUACUCAGUCAUGGUGGUUGGCGACGACCGCCAACCUCAACUAAGUAUUGAAGGUCACGCCAUAAAUGUGCCUGGGGUUAUUAAGGAUCUGGGCUUAUCGUAAUCCAGGAGCCUCAAUCUCUCGGAACACUGUGCCUUGAUAGUCUCCAAAGCACGUAGAACGACCGGGUUUAUCCUCCGAAAUUUUAAAACUAGGUACAUUAGAAUGCGCCUUUACAACAUGUACUUUAGACCUGGCCUGGAAUACUGUUCGUUUUUAUUUAGCCUCAUGCGUGCUACUGAGCGAAAGAAAAUAGAAUCCGUUCAACACUUUUUACCAAGAGAAUUUUAACCCCGGAACACCGACAUUUGUCUUACCAAGAACGUUGCCUGCUUACGGGCCUUGAUCCUUUAUGGUUCCGUAGAUUACAAAAGGGACUAUUUUUGCUAUUUAAACUCUUAUAUAAUCAUACAUUUAACUCACUGACCUCAUUAAGACAUCAUAUCCACCCACGACGUAACAGUCACCGUGAGGUCUUUUUAUUUCUCCCUCUGGCACGUACUGUUAAAUAUCGUCGGUCCUAUUCUGUAAAUGCAAUUGCUAUUUGGAAUAAGCUACCCAUGAGUGUGAAAACUCUGCAAAAUUUUCCUUUAUUUAAGAGAACUAUUACUCGAUUUUUGCUUUCAAAAAAGCUUCCACAAAUUUUGGGUGUUGAAUCCACUGAUCGACUCUACCGUAGCGAUGGCGUUAGUGGUUUCUGAACACUAUGGCCGGUCUCGCCAGCUGUCUCUCAACGCCUCUACUUGGACUAUUCCCAACUUUAUGAAAGGAAUUGACGUCUGAUAAUCUCCGAUACCGUGCAAUCCCCCCCCCCCCCUUCUUGACGGUCGAAACUCUACUACCAGUAGUUUUUUUUCUCCUGGACCCUCAAAACCAUGAAACCACCAUCAACUGUAUUUUUAUUUUUCUCUAAUUCAGGAGUUUUUUUUCACUGCUGAAGAGGACGUUCCUGCCUCUCAAAUCUGCUAGCUUGUCUGGAGAUCUGGACCAGGGCUCUAGAAGAGGGUUUUGAGGUCGAUGUCGUGUACAUCGAUUUCCGCAAAGCCUUUGACACUGUCCCACACCAACGUCUUCUUCACAAAUUGAGCGACAUUGGCAUCCAGGGAGAUCUUCUGAACUGGAUUAGGGCGUUUCUGGUUGGUCGGAAACAACGUGUCUGUAUCGGGGAUGAUAUGUCAGAAUGGGUGAAUGUGACCAGUGGUGUGCAGCAAGGCUCAGUUCUGGGACCAUUGCUCUUCAUCCUUUACGUUAACGACAGCCUUCAGGAACUCGACUGCGGCAAAAUAAUGUUUGCAGACGACGUUAAGCUCUGGCAAGUCAUUAAGGGUCCGAAUGAUCAGAGAUCCCUUCAAGAUAAUCUGCACCGACUGCAAGCGUGGUCGAAGAAAUAGCUUUUAGAUUUCAAUGUGGAGAAGUGUGCCGCCCUUCAUCUGCGUCCAACCAACUCUCAUUCAAAUGAGAGUCCGAGGACUUAUCACCUGAAAGAUAUAAGGCUCCCCGCAGAAUCUUCACAGAAGGAUCUCGGGGUUUGGAUACAGAACAACCUGAAACCAACACUGCAGUGUCACAAGGCUGCAAAAAACGCCAUGGGAGUGCUGCAUGCAAUAAAAAGGGCUUUCGUAAAUUUUGACGAAGACCUUUUUGGGAGAGUUUACGGCACAUUUGUUCGGCCCCACUUAGAAUAUGGCAUACAAGCAUGGCGGCCAUGGCUGGUAAAGGACCAAGAAUGCCUCGAACGGGUACAACGGCGUGCAACAAAGCUGGUAAACGGUCUAAAAAGCCAUUCCUACACAGACAGACUGAAUUGCCUUAAUUUAUUCCCUCUGUGUUACAGGCAGCAAAGAGGUGAUCUUAUCCUCGUCUACAAGAUAAUACAUGGCCUUGAGUAUGGACUUAAAUUUGAGGACAUGUUUCAGUGGCAUCUUUCACCCAAUCUUCGUGGUCACUCGAUGAAGUUACGGACAACAAUGUCCAGGCUGAAUCUUGGUUCUGAGUUUUUCACGCAGAGGGUAGUGGAGAAAUGGAACGAUCUCCCUCAGUCAGUCGUGGAGGCUACAUCCCUGCAACUCUUCAAGAAACGCUUGGAUGAUUAUUUUUGUCCCCUGUUUUCCCUCGACGGUCUGAAUCUGAACUAAUACCCCUGGUCCCCACAAAUAUUUCCUCUGAGACAAUGCUACUCAAAUGAACCAAGUACUGUUUUUAUAGUGAAUAUUUUUGUUCGUGUACAGUUAUUUCUAACGAGCUGACAUGUAAUUAAUAGGGUUUUCAAAGGCUUUGCCUAUUAUCCUUACCAAAUAAACUGAAAUAAACUGAAACUGGUCGGAUUUGUGUUUAAUCACUUUCCUUGACAAUGCCUGUAAACUGGCAUUGAAUAAAUUACUAUUACUACCAUUCUAUCUGCGCAUUUAACCAUGUUUCUGUUAAAGCUAUCAAGUCGGGUUGGAAAUGGGCCACGGUGAGUUUUAUUCCUUCCAAUUUGUUGAAUAAAUUCUGCACAUUUGUGCACAUCAUUCUUAUAUUAUUCGGCUGUUAAGAUCUCUGAAAAUUGUUUGCUGGUGCUUUUGACUGAUAAUUAUUACUGCAUAUUUCACAUGGCGUACCAUGUUCAUUAGUCGAUUGUGCAUUUACUGCAUGGUUUUUUACCAGAUCGCUCUUGUGAAACAUGUCAUCUGUCGUUUCUCGAUCUACUUACCUCUCUUCGUAAUGAUCACCUAUCUGUUGUCGUUAUUUAUUUUGAUCUUAGUAAAGCCUUUGAUAAAGUACCACAUAAAAGACUCUUGAUUAAAUCGGAAGCUAUGGGAAUUCGCAGUCCACUAAUAGACUUUCUCAGGUCAUACCUGGCUAAUCGUAAACAAAAGGUUUUGGUGGGAUCUUCACUUUCCAGUGAAAGUCCUAUUGUAAGCGGUGUCCUACAAGGUACCGUUUUAGGUCCUCUUUUGUUCAUGCUUUACAUAAAUGAUAUUUCAGCAGCAGUUAAACAUUCUCAAUCAUUUAUUUAUGCCGAUGAUCUCAAAUGUGUAUAUUCUCUCAAAAAAUCUACGAGCCUUCAUUGCCUGGAGCAAAUCCAUGCUGACUUGCUUGCGCUGUCAACUUGGAGCUCAAAAUGGCUAAUGGAAUUCUCUCCGUCUAAAUGUCGUUAUAUGUGUUUUGGACCUGAUAGGCUACCCCAACCUGUGGUCUUUCAAGGCACGCCUAUGACUGAAUGUACCACCAUCAAGGAUUUAGGUUUAAGCUACACUAGUAAUCUUGAUCUCUCGCCGCAUGCUGACAGAAUUACAGCCAAAGCUGCCCAGAUUUGUGGCUUUAUUUCUUACAAUUUCUAUCUUCCUGAAAUUAAAUUAAGGCUCUAUCGUAUGUUUGUACUUCCCAUUCUCGAGUAUUCUUGCCCAUUCUUUGGUUUAAUGAAUGAAGCCAGUCGUUUAAAAAUUGAAAAUGUCCAAAGACGUUUUUCUAAAAAACUUUUAGAUAGGGAACAUCCCAAUAUCUCCUACUCAGAUAGAUGCCAGCUAAUUAACCUAAAAUUUUUAUGGGUUUGAAGACUAGAAGCGGGCUUCUGUCUCCUCUUUCGCAUUAAUCAUAGUUCAAAUUUUCCCCGGAUUUCAACACUUACCCCUAGUAGUCGUCCAUACAAUCUUCGCAACUCGUCUCUAAUUAUACCUCCUCCAGCGUCCUCCACCUCUAAGCGCUCCCUUUUUUUCGCUUCCAGGUAUACUUUCCUCUGGAAUAACCUUCCAAUAAAUAUAAGAUCUUCAGAAAAUCUACACACAUUUAAGAGAAGGCUACGCCUUUAUCUGAAUACUGACUCGAUUAAACUUUUAUUUUCCUCAUCCUUCCCAGACAACUUUUUCUAUGACACUGAGAAUGGGCCACCGGGAAUUUAGCAUGCCGCUAUUAAAUUUCCGUAUCUGUUCACGUUUCCUUCCUUUAUGAGUAGUCUCGCUACCUAAGAUCCCUCACCAGAAAUGUUAAUUAUUCCAAUUUUUCAGUUCAUGCAUCGUGCCCUCACAGAAUGCGCACCAUCGAUGCUCUUGGCAAAACCUUCUGUAUUCGCCAUAUACUAGUAGUCUGGUCGCAUCUCCUCUGCCCUGUCCUCGCAUGGACUCUGAUGAAUGUAACAGACCGCAUCUGGGUUCCUAUCGCCUCGGGACUGAUCUUCAUGAUGCCCUCACUGAAUGCGCUCCAUCGACGCUCUUGGCGAAGCCUUCUAUAUUCGCCAUAUACUAGUAAUCUGGUCGCAUCUCCUUUGCCCUCUCCUCGGAUGGACUCUGAUAAAUGUAACCGACCGCAUCUGGGUUCUUGUCGCCUCGAGACUGGUUGUCAUCGUGCCCUUACAGAAUGCGCUCCAUCGGCGGUCUUGACAAAGCAUUCUAUAUUCGCCAUAUACUAGUAGUCUGGUCGCAUCUCCCUUCCCCCAUGUUCGGAUGGACUCGGUUGAAUGAAACCAACCGCAUCUGGGUUCCUAUCGCCUCGGGAUUGAUCUUCAUGAUGCCCUCACUGAAUGCGCUCCACUGACGCUCUUGGCGAAGCCUUCUAUAUUCGCCAUAUACUAGUAAUCUGGUCGCAUCUCCCUUAACCCAUCCUCGGUUGGACUCGGAUGAAUGUAACAGACCGCAUCUGGGUUCUUGUCGCCCCGGGACUGGUUGUCAUUGUGCCCUUACAGAAUGCGCUCCAUCGGCGGUCUUGAAAAAGCCUUCUAUAUUUGCCAUAUACUUGUAGUCUGGUCGCAUCUCCCCCCAUGCUCGGAUGGACUCGGUUGAAUGAAACCGACCGCAUCUGGGUUCCUAUCAGCUCGAGACUGGUUUUGAAUUUCGCCACUUAUUUUUCUUAUUCAAGGCGAUACAGGCCAGUCCUGACCGACCCGCCUACGUACCAUUUUAUGAAAUCCGUUUCACAAUGCCAUAUACAGCUGACAUUUAUUUCGGCCAUGUUGAUGUCGGACUAUAUUCCAUUCUGUACCGCCACAUGCAGGCCAGUCCUCUCUGUAUUUUUCUGAUGCUAUUUUUCUGAGGGUUUUUUUUCUCCUGUUAAACUACUAUAAUCAUUUUUAAAUUUUGCUUUGGAGUUUUUUUUUCACCCCUCGUUUUUUUAAUUUUCAUUUUGCUUAACGGACUUCUAAUCUCAAAAACUAUGUAUUGCACUUUGUACAGAUUUUGCCUACCUCGUCUAAAAUUCGCAUGUAAAUUUAUUUUUACUUGCUUUGAUGGGACACCGACCGGUCUUUAAUAAAAAUAAUUGAAUUGAAUUGAAUAGACCGAAUGUGUACUUGUUCUCUUUUGUUGUUUUUUUGAAAAUCUUCGCAAGGAAAAGGGCAAGCCACUGGUUAUAAAUUUGAAGAUAAGUGGAAGAUAUUAUUUUAAGUGCUUUUUUCUAUGAGACCUAACGACUUUAGCUCCUACUUUUCGUGAAAUUUCCUUAAAUAUAGGCUUAUUCAUUCAGAACAGCCUGUUGUCAUCUCCUUUUUGAGUUCUGCUUGUCUAUGCCUGUUAAUCACCGGUCGCAUUCUGCAGUUCGCAUUUUGUGCAUUCGAUUUUUCUCUAACUGUGUAGUUUACUUUUACAUCGUUAUCCUCUAGCUGAAAUUCAGUCACCUUGUUUACCAGAAGUUUUCUUAAUCACAACUGGCCUCCAGACAAGAUGAGAGCAAAAGUCACAGGUUGGCCUAAGCUCUCGACCUCUGUACGUAAGCUUGGCUUAACUAAAUAUAAGUCAGAAGCCUUACCCAAAUCUAAGUCAGCAGUUAUAACUAGUCAGUCGUCACCCGUUGUAAUGGGUCGGCAGCUUACUCUGUCUGCACUUGACAAUUGCAAUGAUUUUUUGCAAAAGUUUGGCAUUUUGCUGUCAAUUCUUGGAAAUUUGUUCGACGGGGACAUCUCCGAGAUACCCUCUGAAGAAUGUAGGCGUCCUGACACACUUGUUCACCUGAUAGCCAGUGAAUUUAGUGAGAGACAAAAGCGGGCUUACAACUUUUUGUUAAAAAGAUUUCCUCGAUCUGCUCGGCCAAUUGAUGUUGCCACCGAUUUCCUGUAUUCAUGCGGGUUCAACUACUAAAUAGCCGAUGGUAAACGCUUGUCCUCCCGUAGCAAAAAUCCACCCAUCUUAGUCAAAUUAUUUUCAUCAAUUGAAGUUAACACAAUCUCGGCCCAUCGAGAUCGUGUCACUGAGUACCUGGAAAAUGCAAAAUCUCUCCUUUGUCAUGACCUUACUCCUACGGAGCGUAGAAUUCAAUUAUUUUUAUUCAAGGCCCGUCGGGUUUCUCUUCUCACAUAAACCCACCGCUUCUCAGUCUAAUGCUCACCAACUCCGUCAUAAUAGAAGUGGCCGUAAAGAUUCAGCUUGUCCUACUCCUGCGACAUCUGACUCCCUCCUUCCCCUUACUCCUACAUAUACAUCUCAUUAAAGCCAUUUGGCGUAUUUGGCUACCCCUAAACUAAUAGCAGCAGCAGCAGCAGCAGCAGCAGCAGCAGCAUCAGCAGCAGCAGCAGCAGCAGCAGCAGCAGCAGCAACAACAGCAGCAGCAGCAGCAGCAACAGCAGCAACAGCAGCAGCGGCUCCAUUUGUCGUUUCGUAUCCUCCGGAUAGUUCCGCUGGGACAUACAAAAAUCAAUCUACAUCAGUUAGACCCAUAA